AUUCGCCUUGCGGAUCUCGUCUCGGUUUGUGUCGCUGUGACUUUUUCUCCGCCUUCCCUCCACCGUCACCACCGGUAUUUAAAGGGGGCGACUAGAAACUCCCCAGCGCACACACACACACACAUGGAGAGCGCGAUUACGACCGUGGUGAUCCUGGCCCUGGCCCUGGUGCUGGCCGUCGAGAGCAGGCCCCAGGCCGCCGGGUCGAAGAAGGCCAACUUCAAGGAGCAUCCCUGCUACGGGACUCUGGAGACCAAGACCCAGGAGGACUUCCAGGAACUGCUCAAGAACGAGGCCCAGGUCGAGAGCUACAAGCUCUGCGUCCUCAAGAAGGCCGAGUGUCAGGAUUGCAUCGGAUACGAGAUGAGACGUCUGAUGCCCGGGAUGAUGAACUCCCACGUGUGCUCGCGGGACCCCACGGGCACCAUCUACCCCUUCUGCCCCAGCUCCUCGGUCCAGACCAAGGGCAAGCAGUUCAUGGCGGAGCUCCGCAACCGACACUACUUCCUCUACGAGGAGAUCGCCUGCCUCUACCGGUUCGGCGGGAACCCCCAGGUCUGCGGGAAGAACGGCGGCGGCGGCGGCCGCCAGUGACCCGUCCGUGCAACUUUCUCUUGCCACUCACGUCCAGCCAAUGAUGAAAAACAUUCCGACCUCCGCUCUUUUAAUAAAGUCUCCCAUGAAUGUUUA
Molecule: messenger RNA, 690 nt
Organism: Darwinula stevensoni
Lineage: Eukaryota; Metazoa; Arthropoda; Ostracoda; Podocopida; Darwinulidae
Source: the annotation of a GenBank genome assembly